AUGACGGAGGAGGAAGGCCAAGAUGACGGUGACACCCUGAAGCUCUACCAGCAGAGCCUGGGGGACCUGCUGCUCCUCCUGGCCGCGGAGCCUGCGGGGAGGCGGCGGGAGCUGCUCCACGCGGAGAUCCAGACCCUGAUGGCCCGAGCUGAGUACCUGAAAGAUCAGAUGAAGAUGCGGGAGGCGCAGUCCAUGGGCAAGGAGGCGCUGGCGGAGCCCGUCCGGAGCACCUGUACUCUGCAGUGAUGCCCGGGAGCCGGCCGGCGGGAUGCUGCUCGUCGCCCUGGCACUGAGAGAUGACGCAAAGAGCUGCCGUCGGCGGGGU
Molecule: messenger RNA, 325 nt
Organism: Aptenodytes forsteri (emperor penguin)
Lineage: Eukaryota; Metazoa; Chordata; Aves; Sphenisciformes; Spheniscidae
Gene: ULK3
Product: unc-51 like kinase 3
Exons: 6
Coding region: 1-246 (81 amino acids)
Source: RefSeq, a predicted model, not a curated record